This is a messenger RNA of Striga asiatica, 994 nucleotides long. The record is from the annotation of a GenBank genome assembly. NCBI's taxonomy places the organism in Eukaryota, Viridiplantae, Streptophyta, Magnoliopsida, Lamiales, Orobanchaceae.
UUGGCACUACCCAGGAGCCUAAACCCUAAACCCUGAUUCACCUUCGAUUGAUCGCACAGAAACCCGAAAAGGUAGCAGAAGAAAAAUGAGCGGAACACCUGAUUUCUUCUACAGAGAAGCCCAGCGCCUCGGCUAUGUUGCUCGCUCUGCCUUCAAGUUGAGUCAGAUGCAGAAGCAGUACAAAAUCAUAACCCCAGGUUCUUCUGUUCUCGAUCUUGGUUGUGCUCCUGGUGCUUGGCUUCAGGUGGCCUGUCAAAAUUUGGGGCCUUUGGAAAAGGGUGGAGUAGUUGUUGGAGUUGAUGUUAAGAAGGUGAAGGUCCCAUCCAAGUAUUGUGAUGCAAGGGUUAAAACAGUUUGUGCUGAUGUGUUGAAACUGACAAGAGACCACGUUAGAGCACUCUCUCCUCAGGAAAAAGGAUUUAGCGUCAUACUCUCUGAUAUGUGCCCCUUAGUAUCUGGAAUUACAAGUAGAGAUGCAGCUUUAUCUGCGCAACUCGGGAUGCGGGCCCUUGAUCUUGCAGUCGGGAGGGCUGCUGUUGCCCUUGACUGCAUAGACACUAAUAACAGCAUUAAUAAUUUGUUAUCAUCUGUGGAAGUGCAAUCAGAUAGUUCAUGCUCGGCUUCAAAUGCCAAUGGUGUGCUUCGACCAGGAGGCCACCUUCUCAUUAAGCUUCUCGAAAGUGAAGACAUAAAAGAAUUCGGCCAAAUUUGCAAGAAACUCUUCAAUAAGGCAUCAUGGUUGAGGCCUAAAGCUACGAGAUCUUGUUCCAGGGAGAUUUAUUUGAUUUGCCAGGGGUUAAAAUAGGUGAUGCCAUGACAUAUGUGAUAUCAUUCAUGUGGUUUAACUCUUGAAACCUUUUUGUCAUGUAAAUUUAUUGUGUCUCAUCAAUAAGACUAUUUCUCUUUUUCAUCCUUUUGUAUUAUCAUAAAUCAAUGGGAGUUUAGAUCUCUGGUUUUGGUAUUUGUGAACGAAAGUAUUUAAAUUGCACUAGAG